This is a messenger RNA of Hevea brasiliensis (rubber tree), 2925 nucleotides long. RefSeq lists its product as uncharacterized. NCBI's taxonomy places the organism in Eukaryota, Viridiplantae, Streptophyta, Magnoliopsida, Malpighiales, Euphorbiaceae. The coding region runs from base 564 to 2801 and encodes 745 amino acids. Gene Ontology annotation, molecular function: protein binding. The transcript is spliced from 11 exons. The record is from RefSeq and is a predicted model, not a curated record.
AGAGAGGACCCUUCACCGGAUUCGUUUCUUGUCCGAUUGUGAUCUGUCUCGCCCCAUGUUGUCUGGAAUUGCUACCUUCCUAGAACCUCCAGCUUAUCCUGCCAUUACUCUUCUUUAUUAUUAUGCCAUUUUUGUCUAAUUAUCUUGCUUCUUUUUUCUUUUUUCUUUUUUUUUCUCAUUACACCAACAUUUGCAGAGAUUUUCCUUUUCCUUUUUAAUAUAUUUUUUUUGGUAUUAGAACUUAGAAUAUUUUAAGUCGUGAGCAGGUAAAAUAGCAGCAAUCGAUUGGGGUUUAUGCAUUUUCCUUACUUGGAAAUUCCAUAUGCCUCAAAAAAUGGAAAAUAAGACUAAUUGCUAGCUGUAUCUCUUCAAUGUAACCUCACAUUUCCCAUUCUCUUCAAGUGCUUGCUUGACAUUCACUUGUUUAUUUUUAUACACUCAUUCAGUGAAAAAGAAACUUGGGAAAUGUUGUCUGGAAAAUUCAUGUGAAUUUGCAGAUGUGAAAACUAAAGACAUAUAUGGGGGAUGUGAAAUAAGGUUUGGAAUUAUGUUAAUAAUGGACAAUGUUGGUUGUUGUUAGAAAAGUACAAAUGGGGAGGAUGUGGAGAGAAGGACACAGGAGGAGGAGCCCUCGAAUAUCUGCUUUAGAUGCGAGGAAAGCUCAGCCAUCGAGGUCUUCUGUUGCUGUCACCAAGUGUAGUACCACUAGUGUUACUAGUACUAGCACUAGUUUACACGUAGAGCACCAGCAAAAGAAACGUCGCCCUGGGGGCAACGGUGAGGGUCCAGCCUCCCGUACCAGGGCCAAGAAGAAGAGGAAGCUCAGACCUCUUCAAGAUGUGGCUUCUCCUCCUUCCAGUGCUCAACAGGAUCUCAAUUCCAGUGAUGUACAGGAGGGGAGACAAACAAGUAAUGAAGAUCUUCUAAAAAAUAGUGAUCAACCCAUUGUGCAAAGUAAAGAUAGCACAAACAAUGGAGAUCGAGUUACCAAGCCAGGUCAACCGCUAUCUGCACUUUGUGUGUCACUGAUGCCAAAAAAACACAUACUUGAGCUUGUUCUAGACAUAUUGCAGAGGAGAGAUACUAAUGAAAUAUUUGCAGAACCAGUUGACCCAAAUGAGGUAGAAGAUUACUAUGAAAUCAUCAAAGAGCCUAUGGAUUUUGGGACCAUGAGAGCUAAACUUCAUGAAGGAAUGUAUAAUAGUCUUGAACAAUUUGAGCAUGAUGUGUUUCUAAUACCUAGAAAUGCAAUGCAAUUUAAUUCCUCAGGUACAAUUUUUUUCAGACAGGCUCGUGCCAUUGAUGAACUAGCUAAGAAGGUUUUUUAUGUUCUUAAAACUGAUCCUGAAAAUUUUGAAUUGGAAUUUUCGGGAACAAGACGGCGACUAAUGAGCAGAAGAGCCAAAGAUGAAGCUAAGCGUUCAAAUUAUAGCUCAACUUCUAAACUUGCCUUGAAUUCAAGAUCCAAUAGUAUGGCACUCAGUGUGUCAGGAAAACCUAUGCUCAGUUCAGCAAACAGUACAGUGAAUUUAAGGCCAGCAAUGCAAGUAAUCCCUUGGUGCUCUGCCAGUGGUAUUACUGCUCAAUCAGACACAAGAGAUGUUGGAGUGCCUUUUGGAGGUGGAGAUGGUAGUGGAUCCAGUUUUUCAGAAGCCAAUAGGCGUUGUACAUAUAAGCCUCAGUUGUCAAUCCUUAAUGAGAAUCAUUCAAUUGUUUCGACCAUUUACAGUAAUUGCAAAGUACUAAUGCAUGUGAAUCAGCAGGAUAUCGGUUAUUGCAAAAGCUUAAUGUUGUUUGUUAAAGAUUUAGGGCCAAAAGUUAAAAUGAUUGCACAACGCAAGUUAAAUGGAUGGCCAACUGAAUCUAACAAUUAUCUGUAUUCAGCUUCAAAUUUGCCUAAGACUCCAAACUGCAAGAAUCAUGUGACCACCAGCUUUGCCCAGUGGAUAUCCACUUCUAUGGAUACUUCAAUAACCAUUCAAAAUUCUCAAAAUUUAAGCAGUGGUGACAGAAUUGACAUGUGCGAUGCUUAUAGAAGGGAGAGAUCUUCUGGUGACAAAAUGAAAAUCGGUGAUGCUUCAAUGGAAAUGGCAUCACAGGUUCAUGAUAGUACCAUUGGAGCCGUUGGACUCGAGGCUCUGAGCAGCAAUGAUACAGAGGUCGUAGGUAUUUCUAAGAGUGACAAUUUUCAACAGAAUCAGAAUGGUAGGAUUCAAAAUGGUCUGCAUUCAUCCAUUGCUAAUCCAAGAGAUCUGCAUCCUUUAUUUGCUGGGUUAAACAACAAGAACAAGAAGUCGACAAAAUUGAAACCAGAGAAAAGCAAGAUGGAUGAUAAAUCGCAAUCAUGGCAUUCAGCUUGCAAGGUUUCUCAGUCAAAUGUUUUGGAAUGCAGGUUAAGUGACAGUUACAGCUUUUCAUCAUCUUCCUGGCCCUUAGAGACCCUGGCCUCAGGUACAUCAGGUUUUGAUCAAACUGUCGGCUCCAUGAAUAAUCUCAGUUCACAGUAUCUGAAAGGUUAUAACCAAGCUGUAGCAGCUCAAGUUGCAACUCAUGAACUGGGUUGUUCAACUGGGACGGAUUGGUCAUUGAAAUCAAGCCAGGCCUCAACAACACCAAUUUCCCAGUUCAUUUUCAAUCUACCAUUCCUGAGGACAAGACUUGAUCAAAUGAAUCCUUUGGGACAGAAGAGAUUUCUGCAAGAGAGCUCAGGUGGCCAGGGGCAUAUUGUGAGCGAGACUUACCACGAUAACCCUCCACAUUCAUCAUUAGAUACGCUUACAAGCUUGGCUCUUCAGCUGUAAGAAAUAAAUGACACGUAUAUCGUCAAGAAACUACCCUUCUAAAACUUGCAAAUAUACUUGUAAAUCUCGUGGUCUGAAGGUUCCAUUUGGUUGCAGGAAAUCCUGAAUUUUUCUUUUUUUGGUA